Messenger RNA from Lathyrus oleraceus (garden pea), 2786 nucleotides. Its product is annotated as auxin response factor 3. Gene Ontology annotation, cellular component: nucleus. Gene Ontology annotation, molecular function: DNA binding. The transcript has 10 exons. Gene Ontology annotation, biological process: regulation of DNA-templated transcription; response to hormone. The record is from RefSeq and is a predicted model, not a curated record. Lineage: Eukaryota; Viridiplantae; Streptophyta; Magnoliopsida; Fabales; Fabaceae. The coding region runs from base 532 to 2556 and encodes 674 amino acids.
AGUUUUUGUUGUUCUCUUCUCUCUCUUUCCUUGUCUGCCACACAUCACACCCAAACAGUCUUCAGCAUUGCAGUCUCUGCAACACUGCUGCACCUUAAGCAUACAGACGAGCGAAACCAGCAAAAGAGUAAACACAAGUAAUAAUACCAACAAUUAUUAGCAUUAAUAGCCACUUCAAAAACCACAUCAAAAAACUCAUUUUUAUUAUAUAUAUAUCCUAAUGAAAGCUGUAUUUGAUGCCUACCCAAAAGCCCAUUCACUCAAAGAGAAAAAGAAAGUAAAAGGAAAGAACCCAAAAAAGAAACAAAAGGAAAAUUUGGCAGACAGUGAAAGGUGAGUGAGUGAGUGAGUUUUCUAAUGCCAAAGUUCUUUUUGGAGUAUUAUUGGGUCAGGUUCUUUCGCCAAUGCCAAAGCUUUUCUUCACGCUCUUCAUGAUAUAUCACUCUCUUUCAUCUUCUUCUAUACGAGUAACAACUAACACUUUCCUUUUUCUCUCAUCAUCUUCACUAGCUUCCAUUUUUUCUUCCUAUCAUGGGUUUCAUUGAUCUCAACACUACUGAGGAUGAUGAAACACCGUCUUCGAGUAUAGCUUGUGGUCCUCUUGGUUCUGUUUGUUUCGAGCUCUGGCAUGCUUGUGCUGGUCCUAUGAUCUCUUUGCCGAAGAAAGGGAGUGUUGUUGUUUACUUCCCUCAAGGACACUUGGAACAUGUUCAUGAUUUUCCGCUGUCUUUCUCUGAGGAUAUACAUAUACCCUCUCAUGUGUUCUGUCGUGUUGUUGAUGUUAAACUUCAUGCUGAGGAAAGGAGCGACGAGGUUUAUUGUCAGGUGUUGUUGGUUCCUGAAAAUGAGCAAAAGUUGAGGGAGGGAGAAGUUUAUGCUGAUGGUGAAGGGGAAGAUACGGACGCUGUUAUGAAGUCGACAACACCUCAUAUGUUCUGCAAGACUCUGACUGCUUCUGAUACUAGCACUCAUGGUGGAUUCUCCGUGCCUCGUCGAGCAGCUGAAGAUUGCUUUCCACCCCUGGAUUACUCUCAACAAAGACCUUCGCAAGAGCUUGUGGCGAAGGAUCUGCACGGCCAGGAGUGGAAGUUUCGCCAUAUUUAUAGAGGGCAGCCACGAAGGCAUUUGCUUACAACUGGAUGGAGUGCAUUUGUUAACAAGAAGAAACUUGUAUCUGGAGACGCUGUUCUUUUCCUCAGGGGUGAGGAUGGAGAGCUGAGAUUGGGAAUCCGUAGGGCAGCUCAAUUGAAAAACUGCGGUAACUUUUCAUCCCUCUCUGGCCAGCAGUUGAAUCUUGGAAGCCUUACAGAUGUAGUUAAGGCUUUAUCUACUAGAUGUGCCUUUAGUGUUCACUAUAAUCCGAGGGUUGGUUCGUCUGAGUUUAUCAUACCUAUCCACAAAUUCUUGAAGAGCCGUGAUUAUUCUUACUCAGUUGGAAUGAGGUUCAGGAUGCGUUUUGAGUCUGAAGAUGCUGCAGAGCGAAGGUUCACGGGAUUAAUAAUCGGAACUUCUGAUGUGGAUCCUGUUAGAUGGCCUGGGUCGAAAUGGAAAUGCUUAAUGGUAAGGUGGGAUGACUUGGAAGCGUCGAGGCUUAACAGGAUUUCACCAUGGGAGAUAGAGCCCGCUGGCUCAGCUUCCACUACCAAUUGUUCAAUGGCAGCUAGUUUGAAGAGGACCAAGAUUGGAUUACCUUCAACAAAGCUAGAAUUUCCAGUUCCAGAUGGAUUUGGGACAUCAGACUUUGGGGAAUCGCUGCGGUUCCAAAAGGUCUUGCAAGGUCAAGAAAUGUUAGGUGCUGAUACUAUUUUCAAUAGUAUCAGUGCUCGGAGUCACCACCAGUUAUCUGAGUUACGAAGGUGCUAUCCUGGUUCAAACUAUCCCGGGAUUGCAUCAACAGGAAAUAGCAUCAGAAUCCCACAAAUGAAUUCUGAUGUUUCCUGCAAUGGCUUUGGCGAAUCGUUCCGAUUCCAGAAGGUCUUGCAAGGUCAAGAAAUACUUCCUAGCCAACCAUACGGAAGAGCCUUGUCUGUCGUCGACAAGGCUUCUAGAAACGGUGGCUUUGGACUUUUUGAUGUGCCGAGAUCCAGAAAUGGAUGGUAUUCUCAAAUGAAUAACUCGCAUUAUCAUCCAUCCGCAUUAAUGUACCACCACCAGCAAGGUGCCAAUCCAGUUUCAAACUUGGAUUACAAUAACAAAAUCAAUCCAGCGAUGGAAGAUAAAGUCCGUCAAAGAGGAUCAUAUCACGCUUCUGAAGACACAAAUUCAUUCGCUACAGAUUCCAUUUCACUACAGAUAGGCAGUCAAGAGUUGGUUUCCACAUGUAAAAGUAGCUGCAGAGUGUUUGGUUUUUCAUUAACAGACGGUGCUCCCGUUGCAAAUAAACAGGCGGAACCAUCUGCAGUCACUAUAAAUCCUGGACCUUCGUCCUUCACAAGGCACGUUGAAGAGGAUUUCAAUCCAAAGCAUUCACUCAGGAGCAAGGCCGUAGAAAGUUAUUGUACCAAAGUAAGCAAUCUUCAUCCUGUGCGAAACAUGGUAAUCGACAGAGUAUUCUAGUACACUAAAAAAAUGAAUCUGCGAGUUUUCGAAGUGGAAUAGUAGAUAGAUGAGGUAAGACAUCUUUGAUCUAUGAUAUGUAAUACAACUUAGUAUUAUUGCAGCAGAAGAGAAUGUUUGAUGUUGUUAUUGUACUUGUGUUUGUUGUAAUAGCUUAGGAUAUUGAGAACCAAAAGAUAUUAUAACUAAUUGCCGAAUUUUAGAUAUUGAUCUUAAAUUGGUUAUGGCUA